This is a messenger RNA of Egretta garzetta (little egret), 10398 nucleotides long. RefSeq names its product spectrin repeat containing nuclear envelope family member 3 (gene SYNE3). The record is from RefSeq and is a predicted model, not a curated record. Gene Ontology annotation, cellular component: cytoplasm; nuclear outer membrane; meiotic nuclear membrane microtubule tethering complex. The coding region runs from base 307 to 3207 and encodes 966 amino acids. Gene Ontology annotation, biological process: nuclear migration. The transcript has 20 exons. NCBI's taxonomy places the organism in Eukaryota, Metazoa, Chordata, Aves, Pelecaniformes, Ardeidae. Gene Ontology annotation, molecular function: actin filament binding.
CGGACGCGGGGGCAGCGCUUGCCCUCGCCGAGGUGGCUGCCUGGGUAGUGCGAGAGCUCCCGGUGUACUACUCACGUACGUAACAACGCAGCUGCAGUAAUUGCAACGUACCUCCCUAGCCAAGUAUGGCGUGAGAAGAACAGCUCCAAGGUCUCAACCCAUGCCUUUAAUGCCUGGGAAGGGUGAGUGGGUUCCAGAACAAAAGACUCCGGAACACCAUAGCUGAUUGCUUCAGCCAGGGUCUGGUUGCCAGGUGUGGAGGAAAGCGGGAGGACAGGACACUGUCUCAACAGGCAGCCCAAACCCAUGUCAGCUUCUUCGAAUGCAAUGACUCAGCAGCUGCAGGAUGAAUUUGACAGUAGUGUGGAAAAUGCAGAAGCUUGGAUGAAGGCCAUCCAAGAGAGGCUGAGGAUCAAUGACAACACCAAGGGACCUCGAUCUGCCCUAGAAGCCAGACUGAGAGAGACUGAGAAAAUACUUGCACUAGAACCAGAAGGCAGCUUGAAAAUGGACUUGAUUCUUGCAAAGGCAGACACUGCUCUUCGCAGCAUCGGUGAGGAUAAGAAGCACGAGGUGCUAUCUAAACUGAAAGACAUUAAAGCCUUGUGGGAAGAGACAGCCAUAUACAUUACUCACUGUCACAGCCGUAUUGAGUGGGUCUGGCUGCACUGGAGUGAGUACCUGAAAGCCCAAGAUGAGUUUUACGCAUGGAUUCACAACAUGAGGGUGACCUUGGAACCUGACAUUGAGUUGCAGCUUGGCUUAAAGGAGAAGCAGUGGCAGCUGAGCCAUGCUCAGGUUCUGCUGAAUGAUGUCUUAAAUCAGUCAGUCCUGCUGGAAAGGCUGCUAGAGGAAGCUGCUUCCUUGUUCAACAGGAUAGGUGACCCCAGCGUUGAUGAGAAUGUUCAGAAGAAAAUGAGGGUGGAAUAUGAAGGAAUCAGGGAAGAAGCUCAGAGCAGAGUGAAACUGCUUGAAAAGAUAACCAAGGAACAUGAGCGGUACAGCGCUAACGUCAACCAGUUUCGAUCCUGGCUGAACGGUGUGACAGAAAGAUUCAACUGCUGCACUGGAGAUGCAACCAAGUCUUCGGUAGAGGACAAGUUAAAGGCACUGAAGGAAAUUGCCAAAUCCAUUAGGAGUGGUGGAAGGAAAUGGAAGCACCUUGAAAAUCAGUGUGCAGAGGUGAUUCAGAAUACCUCCCCACUCGGAGCUGAGAGAAUGAAAGAUGAACUCGAAGAGCUAAGAAAAGACUUGGAGAAGUUGAAACUGCUGAGUAGGGAGGAGGAGGAGAGAUUGCUCAAGAUCCAACAGUCAGAAAGUGCCUAUGAGUCCCAAGCCAGACAAUUAGAAGCAGAUGUCCAGGGGCUGAAAAAAGAUCUACAGAGACUAGAAAAUGACCUGGACCCUGGGGAAGGGGAAAAGACUGAAGACGAGUUUGUAACUCUUUGGAGAAAAUGCAAUGCAACGAGAGCAGCUCUGGCUGCGGAAGAGUCCAAGGUUGAGAGGCUGAAGGCUCAGCUUAAGGAACUGCUACGGUUUUCCCAAGAUGUGCAGCCACAUGCUGAGAGCGUUGUCUCUGCAAUACAGCAGUAUCAAAGUGUUAGAGGCAAGAUAUCUAAAAUGAGCACUGAUACAGAAACCCAACUGAGAAGACUCUUCCAAAAUCCCCUGCAAGAUUUUGAACAGUGGAAGCCAUCAGUCCAGAUGCUCCUGGAGACUCCAGAGCCAGCGCUGGCUCACAUUGAGGCUGCUCUAGCUGAAAGCUCCCAGUUCAAAGAGAAGUUGAUGACAUUACAGCUGAAGAAGGAUUUGCUAAACAAUAUCCUUGGUGAGGAAAAAGCAAAGUCUUUCCUGCAAGAAGUAGCUGAAGCUUCAAAAGAGAGAGAAAUUCUACACAAAAGUCUUCUGCAAAGCAAGAGCAAACUCCAGAGUUUGAUAUCGCAACAUGAAGACUUUGAUGCUGGUUUCGCACCUUUGCAGAAGAAAUUAUCUGCCAUCAAAGCCAAAUUAGAUCUAGAGAAGGAACCACGGCCUGACCUCUUGGGUAAAAAGACACAACUCCAGAGACUCCAGAUGAUCCAAGAUGACUUGGCAGAGCUUGUGAUUCAAAUGGAUGAGGUAGCAAAGCUUGUUCAGUCAAAUACCACACACAGGCAUGAAAUGAACCAACUUACAUCUGACUUGCAGGCCCUGAAGAGAUCAUUGGAGAUGAUGAUACAGCAGAGUGAGGAGCACGUUCAGAAGCACUGGGCAUAUAAUGACAAACUCUCUGACCUCCAGCAGUGGAUCACAGUAACCACAGAGAAGAUUGGGUCCUACCAGAGUGCUGAUGGAGAGCAGAACACCGAGGGCAGGGUGGCAGACCUUGAGAGAUGGCUAGCUGAGUUUCCAGAUAAGGAGAUCCAGCUGCACCUUGUGGAAGCUCAUGGCCAGCUGGUCAUGGAGAAUUCUUCUCCAGAGGACACUGCCCAUGUCCAGGCAGAGCUGGAUCAGCUGAAGGAGUCAUGGAGAUCACUGAAGGAGAUGGCAACUGGACUUCUCAAAAAGUGGCAUUUAAAUAGACCAGUGGCUGAUAAGAAGAAGAAAGUAGCAUUUGUGGACAGCAGAUGGAUGUCUGGACCUGCCCUCCAUCUUUUAGAUGUAGAUCCCAACCAUAAGCAGGAGGGGAUAGGAGAAGGGCAAAAUACGAGCAGCCACUUGAAGCUCCUACAUGACUUUGAAGAGUGGUUAGAAGAAGAAAACACCAAACUGACCAAAAUUCUUGCUGCAACUUCAUCUUCCACAGAGGAAAUUAAGGCACGCCAGAGCAGACUGGAGGAGCUGCAGUCUCGUGUGCCAGAUGGUCAGCGUCAGUUUGAGGACCUUCUUCAUCUUCAUCCUGUCAUUGGAAACUCUGAAGAUCUGGAGGACCUGCGUUACCGAUGGAUGCUUUACAAAUCUAAACUGAAAGAGUCCAUGAAUUCACCGCAGAGUCCUGGAUCUUUGGAAGAAACGGACAGAUUCAGAAAGAAGCGCUCUGGAGGCGUUUGCUCAUUCCUGCAUCGAGUGUGCUGGGCAGCAUUACCAUUGCAACUGCUCCUCUUGCUCCUUCUGCUCCUGGCCUUCCUCCUGCCCCUGGCAGAGGAGACCCACAGCUGCACGCUGGCCAACAACUUUGCUCGGUCCUUCAACCUGAUGCUGAGAUACGAGGGCCCACCUCCAACCUAACUCCUUGGCAUGGCACAAGGUGACUCAGAAAUAAAGACUUUUUUUUUUCUUAACAACUGCAAAUAUUGUAGAUUUUAAGGCUUCUAACAAGGCCAUCAUACCAACUGGAUAGGUCACAUUAAUGCAACAUAAGAUUAGUCCACUUUAAUCAGGUAUUUGAGAAAAUUUAAUAUUUUUACAAUAUUUUAUUAUAAUAUUUAUAAUGUGUAUAUAAGAUUGUGUAUGUGUAUGUAUGUACAUAUAUAUAUAUAAAAUGCAUAUCUGUGGUCACACUAAAAUCCUCCAUCUGCUCAUCCACUGUUUGGAGAUAAUCCUGCAACAUUUCUGUUUCUACCAUCUUUCAGCAAGGAAUACUGAAUGAUGGUUUGGUUGUGGGGUUUUGGGGUGAUUUUUAAAACCAGAUUCUUUUUUACAACCAAAGUCAGAGCAAGUAUGAGAAGAUGUGGACGUGCAGCAGAGUGCAAAUUGGAGAGCAGGUAGAAUAGAAUCGUCUUUGAAUACAGUGGUUGACAUUCAGCCCAAGGAAAAAUGAGACUAUUCUCUUCAAAAUCUUGAGCUGUUUUUUUCAGUAUCUGGAUGCAGGGAUUGCAGAAGGUAAUGGAAAUGUUUCCACUGACUUCAGUAGGAGUGGGGGUGGGCCUCCUCUGUUCUCAUUUUUUAACAGAUUUCUUUUCCAGUUACUGCAUUCUCCAGCCCACCUGAAUCAGGAGAGGUAGAAUACAGUAGGAAGAAAGCUAGGAAAAGAGAAUAUAUAUAUUUUUUUUAAAUCUCUAUAGCAGGAGAACUUUUAAAAUCAGGUCAUAAUUUUCUUAAUGAAUUUGUGAGCACUGAACAAAACCGUGUAUCGGUGGUCUUGUCUUUAAAAAGCAGUGAGGUUUUUUUUGUUUGUGGUUUUUUGUGUUGUUUUGGUUUGGUUUUUUUUUUUUACUUUAUAAAGAGGCAUUUGGUAAUGGAUCAUAAAGCCCAAACAGUGGGAUGCAGCCUGGCUCAGUGUCAGCAAAGCAAAAAUCAGAAGUACUUUAAUAAUAGCACCCUGGAAACAGGGAUGUUUUUAUAUUAGUGGUUUGUUAAACUGAUGUAAACUGCAUCAAAGACAGUCAAGCCUGAAUUUCUGUAUUGUCUAAACUCUAAGGUGAUGACAACUUGUCAUUUAUUUACCUAACCUUAUGCCUGAUUUAUCAAAUUUUUGAAUGUAUGUUUUAGCAUUGCCUUUUAAUGUAAAAACAAUUCUCACUUUACUGUGAUGAAACCAUUGUUAGUGGUGUUUUACCUAAUUGACUCCUGAGAGAGAAGGUAAUUUCUAAAAUCUUGUGCCAUUUCUGAGAGCUAUCUCUUACUGUCUCAUCUUUUUAGUCACAGCAGUAAUCAUGAAAAAAAACCCUUAACCGAAGAAGUAGUCACUUUUCCUACCCUGGCUAUGUUGUGGGAGGAACUUGUCUUCUGGGUACCAGGAGGGUGUAUUCAGUGUCAUUUUCCAAAUAAGUUCCAAAAUAAUAUUAAAUCUGUUGGGCAGGUAAAUUAUUUAGUAGCUGAGGGACUGAAGGAAGAAGUCAUACUUCUUUAACAAAACCAUGUUCUUGCAAACUUGGGUAGAAUAGGGAGGCAUAGCAGCAAGGAGCUUAUUAUAGGCACGUAAUGAGAGAGAACAGGCAGAUGUGAGAGAGGACUAGCUAAAGAUAGAGAAGAGAGGUGUCCAGCAAUUUAUAAAGCUUAAGAAAAGGAGUCAUGAUGAACACAGAGGACAAGAAUGAAUACAGGCUUUAUGGUGAAAAAAUCUCUGAAUAUUUUUGGUUCCCUUUCCCUGCCACGGUAUAGGUACUAUUGCAUAUAAGCAGCUUUUCUUCAGUAAGGUUUAAAAUGGGGCAAAUAACAGGGACUCUACUGGUGUUCAGAGGAGAGUCUUCCACUGCCAGGACUCUGUCACUGUGCUCCUAAUAAUGCUUCUGACUAUGCUGGAUUUGCUAGAGUUGGAUAAAAAUGUCAAAACUCUGCUAAAAGUGAAAAGGAGAGUGGGAAUUAGAGGAAAGAGGGCCAGGAUGGUGAAGGUAUUCAGGUAGAGUGCAAGGGGAGUGUGAGGAGGAUCUGAACUGAUGCAGAUUAAAAUCUGACUGUCGGGAGGCAGCAAAGAGCUCUAGCGAGCAGGCAGAGGGGGGCAGAAAGCCAAAAAGUGAGGAGAGAGGAUGUACGCUGGGCGAUAAGACAUUCACGCAAAAGAAGGUAAGGCCUGUGAUUUCUUUCAUGAAGGAGUCAGAUGGAGAGGAGCUAUAAUUCAUCAGAGAAUGGGGCAAAUUAAUCCCUUCUUUGCAACGGUUCUUUCUGGUGGCGGAGGACGUACCUCCUUCUCUCCCCUGAAUAGCUGGGCAAAAGCCAUGCAUGUUCCUGCAAUACUCCUCUAAAAAUUGCUGCCAGCCCUGAGGGAAGAAACCCUCGUGGCUGCACAGCAAGGAGCUAAUCGUCACACACAGCUCCAUUUCAAAUUAAAUGCUCCAGUAGAAAGGAAGUGGGGGGGAAGAGGGGCAGUAACCAAACCUGCUGUGUGUGAUUGUGUAUACGUGUACGUGUGCAUGCACUUCUCUGCAGCGUAGCUAUAUUGCACUUCUCUGAGUUUUGCUGAGCCAUUCCAGGUGAUGAAAGUAAAAUGCCAGUGAGAAAGUAAAAGUAAUGAGGAAAAAUGUAGUCACAAGAGAAAAUCAUCAGGGACAUAGACAAGUUUUUUCUACAAAGCACAAAAUCUCACAUCAGAUUUCUUUCUGCCCAGCCUUUCUGAUCUGGAUGAUUUUUAUGGGUUUGCAAAUGCAUUUGACACCACAGGAGUACGCAACUGGGGUAAAAAAUUUCUACACAGAGGACCAUAACAGAACAAUUGCAUCGCCACCUUGGUUUUUCAGUGUUGUGGCAGGUUUAAAAAACCCACUAAAUUAGAAACACACUUUUGCUGCUGGGUUUGCAUUCAAUUUAUUCUGUAAGUCCGUCCCCUGUCUGUAAUCCUGGAAUUUUUUUGCUUUAAAUCUCAGCAAAUCCAUUCUCAUUAAUUUCAGUAAUCUAAGUAUCUCACAUAAGAGAUGAAUCUUUCUACUUCUUUGCAGUGGAAGCUGUCCAAAGCACAGGACUUUGUUGUUCAUCUCACUCAGAACAAUCUCACUCUUCCAUAAUGUCAUGGACCUCACCUGUCCAAUGCAGGUGUGAGAUUUUUCUAAGGAAGAAAGAAUUUCUAAAAAAUCACAGAAAUAAUCUUGAAAUGUAAAUCCAGAAUUUAUUCUCUUGUUUUUCUUCUGAAAAGUUUGUGGUACUGAUUCCUGGAGUGUGUGUAAAUAUUAAUCAAGUCGGUAAUUGGAAUAAUGAAAACAAACUGCCCAGUUCAACUUCCAGGAAACUGAACAAAGCUCAGAUUCCUCAAAACACAAACUAAAUCAUACUGUUUCCAAAUCAGUCCUUAAAAUUUGAGCACUGUUCUUCAUGCCUGAAUCUUUGCUCAUACAUGAUUUAGGGGUUGCACCCUCACUUUUGUGCCUAUAAAAUCCCCAGCUCAUAGAUCUCUGACAAUCAUAUGUAACCAAGAUGUGUUACUCCUCUGCUUUGGAUUGGGGCUGCUGCCUUAAGACAUCCCUUGCCAAAAACCUAGGAUGCUCAAAACAGAUAAGCAUCCACAACUGAGGACUUGCACUACUUUAAUCCAGAUCCAACCACUGUCAGAGGGUAUAAAACCCUCUAAAAUAGAUGGAAUAUGUUUGAGCUUGUAAAUUGUUUGCACGUCUGACUCAGGCCACGUAGCCUCUAGUGCAAGCCCAUACCCAGCCUGUGCACGGGGCAGAGCUCUUGUGCAUCUCUCCAAGCUCUUUUGCCUGUGCUAUUGGACCCCAUAUUUGAUUGACCACAUUAAUGUUGAAGGCAAAAUCCUGCACUCCAGUGCCCAUGCAUUAAAGUAAGAAUCCUGCACACCUCAAAGGCACACUUCAAACCCAGCCUUUGGAGUGAAAGCAAGCCCAAUUUAUAAAUUGUAAUUGAUUUUGUAGCCAGAUGCUUUCAACAGAAUUUUCCAUGACUGCAAUACAGUGAGGUAGAAAAUUGCUAUUGUGCCACAUGUCUAUUAAUAGCCCAUUCUCUGAUUCCAGCUAGCAAUUUAGAUUGUAUUAAAUACUAUUUAUAUAUGCCCUCUCCAGAAACCUCUGUAUGAAAAACAUGUUCAGGUCGAUGUGCACACAUUAGAAAUGCUGUCGUCCCCUGUUAGCACAGAAUCCCCAGAGCAACCAUGAUUUCUGCCACGUACUAGCUUAUUUGCCCUGAUGGAGAGACUUACUAAACUCAAACAUUUGGGGCUGAAAAGAAAGCUACUAGCCUGACUCAUAAAAGCAUCUGAUGAUCACUGAAUAAUUUGGGGAGCUUUUAGAAUGGCCUUCCACCUCUCCUUAAUCCUUUUUGGUGAGCAAGUUGAAGACCUCAGAGAGAAGAAAUGUCUCCAAAAAAUGGCCAUGACUAGAUAGGCAGAUGGUAAUCUCUGCACGUCAGAAGAAAUAGUAUGUUCUCUUUAGUUGCACUAGGAGCUCAGGGGUUUUCUCCAUCUGAUCUCUUUUUCAGUAUUAAAUAGGAAAUGUUUUACUUUGAUGUGUGUGCCUAUACAUCUCAUUAGCACUGAAGAGAUUUGAAGAGUGAGUUCAUAUACAGGAAUUCUUUUAAAUUGCAUUGACAAGAGAAUACAUGUCUUCUUUUCUCAAGAAAAAAUAAAACCCCUGUAUGGCAGAGAUUCCAAGAGCAAACAAAACCUUUUGGAGUAACUGAAGAUUACAAACGCAAAUUAAACUGGAGAAAUAGUUUUGCCUUUCAAGAAAUGCUGGUAUAAAUACCCCAAUAAAGAUACCUCUGCCAGGCAUCAUAGCUGUCUUUCAGGCCGUAGGUUACGCACCCAGCUGGCUGUAAGAACUGCUUUUGGAGACUUUACUAUCCGUUGGACGGUGUCAGUUGCUAGUCUGCAGCUGAAGACACAUUUGCCCAAUGGACUCUAUCAGCUUCUUCCAGAGCCACUAGGGGCUGUCGAGGAUAUUCUUAGUACUUCUCAGAUCAUUGACCUGCUCUGAGCCAUUGCAAGUUUAUUGCAUUAAUCUGUCUGUCAGUGGCCGGCAACUCUCAGAAACCAGUUUGUUAAAAUACUAAAGAUAACAUUAUUGGCACAAACAUCACGAUUCAUUCAGUAACCUACCUAGUUAUUUUUGCCAUAUUGAAACAUAAUUAUCUGUUUGUUAUACUGGGUUAUAAACAGAUUAGUCGUAGGUUUUGGGUAACCGUGUGGAAUGUUUUCGGCACAAAGCUUUUUGACUUGCACACGUAUGUUUAAGAAUUGUGGGCUCAUUUCUCACCUGCUCAAUGGGAAAACAAAACAAAGAUUCUUGAAGGUAGCAUUUUCCAAAAAAACCCAAUCAGGGUGGAAUAAUCUGUCAUACAGUCGCUUUUUUAAUUAUCUCUUGUCUAUCCAAUUUAAAAUACGGAUAUGUGUCUACCAGAGAGAUACCAAUAGAUGUGGGAAAAAGGGAAUAUCUAUCAGGAGUAUACCAAUUAAAGCAGUAGCCUAAAUGGCACCUUCGUUACCCAGCCUACUGCAGCAAUUGCCAGACCUAGCUCACUGUACCUGUGGGCUAGCCACCCUCCUCCGGUAAACCCUGGGUGAGAUGGAGCUGCACAGGUGAAGGCACAGCAUCCCAGUGGAAGCAGCGGGAGACAUUAGGUCUUCAAAAGGCAGCCUGAUAUCUGGAUUCAAGAGAUGAACAUGUAGGUUUGGCAUAAUCAGAGCAACUAAUAACACAGGAACAAGGGUUUACCAUCCUGCUCUGCCAGACAAAAUUUUGACAGUGGCCAUCAGCACAGUCCAGUUUCACAUCCCUCACUGUGGAAAGAGGCUCUCCUCACGGCAAUUCCCUCUAGCUGAGAUUUGAGUCUCAGGAGUGCUUUUUUCUUUUCAUUAAACACGAAGAAACUGCUAAAUCAACCCCCUGAGUGACAGAUUAAUGGUAGGUGGUAGGCGCUGAUGCUCCAGGAAAAGAUGCAGGAAGUGUAUUGUAGAUGGAAAGGUAGUCAUGAAGGUGUCUGUUCAAUGCUUAGGAAUUAGAGUUUCGUUAUAGAACUGAAGUAGGAGGCUUUCUGUUCCUUUGCAAGUAAAUGCCAGCUGUUGCCUUUAGUCUUCUGGAUUUUGGGGGGGAGCCUGUUCAGUGCCCUGCUGAAUGCUGGUGGCUUUCUGACUUCAGAGCCACUCACGGCAGCGAGUUCCACAUCCUUCCUAGGAGUUGUGUGAAAAAGGUAUUCCUCGGAAUUGGUUUUGAAUCAGAAACCUUUUGUUUGGGGAUUUGUUUGAUUUUCCUUCUUUGGCCCCUGUGUAUUGAAUCCAAGGAAUCAGAAAGACCAGCACUACCCUUUCCAGACCGUGCUUUGUCUUUCCUUCUUUUACCAGAGCAGAGGAGAUUUGGCUUUGUCUCCUUCCUAAAGUAAAUUACCCCAAUCUUUUCUGUUUCUUUUCAUGUUACAGACCUUCCACGACUUUGAUCAUUACCAUCACCUUUCUCUUAACUGUUUCCAGUGCCACUUCUUCUUUCAUAUAUACAGCAAAAAAUCUGGUCCUGUUUCAAUCAAUUGAAAUUCAAUAAAUUUUUCCCCCAUUGCAGCAUCCUGCAGAUGCUCUGCCUCUUUCUGCUGCCCCCUGUGUCAAAACAGCCUUCAUGACUAUCUGAGGGGACUCUGGUCCUUGCCAGGCAUCUCUUCCAAGUCUCCUGGCCAUGUCCUACUCUCAUCUGCCUUCUGUUGGCUCAGGGACUUCAUACUCACAUCUGCAGAUGGGAGCGUGAGGGUGUCGCUUAACAAACAAUUAUUAGUAAUGAAAGCCUUGCCGUUAGCAUUGUUCAUAGCCUGCCCAGACCCUUUUCUCUCCUUCUCUCUAAGCAGGUUUUGAUGGGCAAUCCAAUUACUGCUUGCAGAAAAUUGCCCCUUAAUCAGCGAGGAGGGCUGGUGUUUCAGUUUCCGCACAAUUAUCCUCGUGUUGCCACCACCCGUGCAAGCGCUGCCCUGUGCUGCGGGGCGCGGGGCUGGGUGCCCCAGGCUGUGCCCGUGAGCUGCCGGCGGUCUUUGAAUGUCGCUGCUGUUAUACACCCUAACAAGCCAGGACCCUUUUUUUUUUCGAGCUGGGGAAAAAAAAAAGAAAGAAAAAGAAAA